Molecule: messenger RNA, 4829 nt
Organism: Amoebophrya sp. A120
Lineage: Eukaryota; Dinophyceae; Syndiniales; Amoebophryaceae
Source: the annotation of a GenBank genome assembly
AUGUUUUCGUCCGCGGCGUCCGCGCCUUUUGUUUCCACCUCCCGCACAGGAGGUGGUGCUUAUCCUUAUCCACAAUACGACGGCCCAACAACACCGCCGGUUCCCUACCUCGUGUGCUCCUUCGCGGUGACAGAGUUUGCACAGGCGGACAUCACGCGGGAAAGUUUUGUUUCCUUGCUGCACUCCGAGCUGCGGAAAGUGAACAACUUUGCGUUGAUGAAAUACGACGGAGUCAACACCGCGUUGCGCCAGGCGUGGAAGGAGCUGGACGAGAUGGCAAAGGAGGAAGCCCGGGCGGGUGACGUGACCACGAAACACACCCGCGUGUCCAAAGAGCGACUCAGGGGCAAGAUCCGCGCGCAGGGCGAGGAACUCUGCUGGCUCGACUGGUUCCUGCGUGAGAACAAGGACACUUUGCAGCAAAUUUUGGUGGAAGCGCAGGAGCGGAGGCGGGAGGAUGAAGAGGAUCGUAGACGUCGUGCGGCGGACAGGAGCAGGAGCAGCAGAAGACAUCAUGAAGACGCGACUAUGCAUUCAAGACGGAGCAGGGAGACGACGGAAAGAAACACGACCCCUUCGCGCGAAGUAGUGGAAGAUGACGAAAAUAACGAUGAUGAUCCACUACCCAGAGGAGCAGGAGGUGGUAGUUCAAGUAGCUCUUCUUCGACGAGUAGCUACACCUUUGAGCCAGAAACCACGACGACCCGUCGAACUACGACGAAUAAGCGCGACAAAGAUUUUUCCAAUCGGAGAAACAAAAGGUCCUCGUCUUCAGGUAGAAGUAGUUCUGAGGAAGUAGACCCCGCUGACACGAGAACUGGGGACGGAGCGAGAAUAAAUGCUACUGGGCAUCAAGGAACAAACCGGCAAGAUCCUCGUCCUCGCAAGGAUAAGCAUAAGGAAACAACACGCAGACGUAACAAGACAACGGCGCAGGUGGAUGUGCAUGAGCUACUCGAACAGUACCUUGCGGCUGAAGGGGCGACUUCUACGCCCGACGUGGAUGAUGUUCCGGAACAGGAAGAUGCCGUUGGUCCGGCUGGUGCCGCAUCAACAAAUGACGUUCAUGUUGAUGAAAGACGACAUGAUAUUGGUCAACAACACCACCUCCACCCGCAAGAACCUCCCGCAGCCGCCAGCAGUUCUACCUCUCGCGUGUACGCGAACCGGGUGUCCUUUGUGGCUUCGUCUCUCGGCGCGGACUCGACCACCUUCCUUUCGCUGCAGCUCGACGAGCUGCUGAUCCUGCUCUCGUUGACCUGGCAGUCACUCCGCGGCGGCGGCAGCAAGGCCGAGAAGUGGCGGCCCGGGGUGAAAUUUGUCCGGAAAACGCAGAAGUACUGGGUCCCCAAAUCCGAGGUGGUGCGGCUGAAGACGGGGAUUUUGGAACACUUGCCCUACUUGAUCUUCGGCAAAAGCGUCCAGGAACUGGGGAAAAUCUUGCUGCAGCCGUUCCGCGGCUACCAACUACAGGUGUUGAACAAGCGUGCUACGAACAAAGUCGUGGACCGGGAAUCUGGUAGAAAUGCAAGGUCAAACACAAACUCUUCAGGUGGUCGUGGUCAAGAACAUAAUCUCUCAAAAGGCAGCCAGAAUGAGAAUCAGGACGAUGUUGAGGUGGAGGGCGACAGAAUGAAUGACGAUGAUACAACGAAGAGCACACCGGCACCGCAAUCUGGUCGUCAGGGCGGGACCACUACCUUUACCGCGGCGCGCAAGAGCAACAGCAAUAGCAGAGGAACUACUGCAACUGCAAGUAGUAGACCUUCGAAAACAAGCAAAAGAACAGACUCAAGCCAAAGCAAGAACAAAAAGUCAGACGAAAUUGCUGUCGCUCGGCAGGAAGUAGACGAGGUAAAUGACGACCCUCUGGAGGACACGGACCAGCAGCCGGACGACGAGGAGCCGCGGGUGUGUGAGACGCAGCAGAUUACGUCCGUGUAUUUGGACUCGCCGGACGCCACGUGCUACCACCGCCGUAUCUUGCGGGAGGAGGGCGCGCGGCUCGUGAGGUACCGCUGGUACGGCGAGUCGGACGAACAAGACCCAAACGAGGAGAUUUUCAUGGAGCGCAAAAUCCACCACGAGUGCUGGGUGGGCGAUUCCAGCACUAAGGAGCGAUUUACGAUUCCCAGGCUGCUGUUACCCCAAUUUCUGCAGUUGACGAGGCCAAGGAAUGGGUUCUUGCUUGGGCCAGAUGAGGAUCUAAAAGAUGAUGAAUUGCCGAUUUAUUCCACCAGUGACGGCGAACGCGAAGGAACUACGACCACCACGAGCAUAGGGGAAGACGAGGACCAAACCGAGCGGAGGCGCCGCGAGCGAAAGAAUGAUAGAGGUGUUCAACAUCAUGAUGGAACUGUAGUUCCUGCCGCGUCUACGAGUAGCACUUCUUCUUCAUCCGAGGUGGAGGUCGAGGGUGAACAUCAAGGACGUGGUCCUGCUCGUGGGCGACGGGCAGGGCCGGGGGGUGAUCGUGAACUUCACGGUGCGGAUGUUGAGCAUCGUAGAUUGAAGAUCACGGGCCCACCGGUGGAACAAGCUACGGCGCAGAAGUACUUUUAUCCAGGAGCAGCUGCUCUAUUCGCAAAAGGUCUUCUCCAGCCUUUACUUCAUCGGGGCAACAAGGAGAACGCAGUGCAAGAACAUUAUCAACGCCAGGACGAAAUGAAAAUUGUGCAACAGAAGCUGCGUAGCUCGUCGUCGUUACCACCGUGGUAUCUCCUGUGGUGGCAGAGAUACAUCGAGAGUCAGCAGGAGCAGCUUUUACGACGCACGACAGAUGAAACUACUAUCGGGGAGGAAGAGUUGGACCCCACCGUCAGAGAUGAGCGGGCUGAAGCGGAACUCCGCAACGCAUUGCAGCUCGGACGCGAAAUCCUCACGCUGCUGCACACCGACUAUCAAAUGUAAAAAUGUCUGGGUCUGGAACAAUGCAACUUGUCAUGCUAAAUUUGAAGUAUGCAAAAAUAUGCGUUGCAUGAUUACCAAAAGCCGUCCAGUUUUGACCAAGUCGGGAGGGAGUUUCUCAUGCAGGAUAGGCAUGAGAGAGAUCGCACAGAAUCUGUCAUGCUAGGUCCUGCAUUGCAGACCUUAUGGGUCAUGGAAAAGCUCCAUGACAAAUCGCGCAUUCUUCCAGACCCAGACAUUUUUGCAUUUGAUACCGACCAACUCCGCCCGAUGAUCCGCACUGCCUACAAGCGAUGCGCCUUCCAGAGCGCCAGCAGCAACGAGCUGCGUAUCUCACUGGACGUCGACAUGCGCCUUCGCAAAGAGCAUGGCGUAGUGAAAAUGCCCGAUGCUGAUAUGGAUGCAGCUGUUGUUAGUACUCGAAAUCCAACCAGACAGGAGAAAGCGAGGCUAAGCAGAAACCCAGCAACCGCAAAUAAAGACGACGAUUACCUCUUCCCCUACGCCAUUUUGGAAGUGAAACUCGCUGGUCUGGCGGAGAAUCCUCCGUGGGUGCAGGACCUGCUCUACCGCUGCCGAGCGAUAUGCAUUGCAAAAGCAUCGUACUAGUACAAAACGCAUGACAAAUUUUUCGUAAAGGAAAAAUGAAAUUUGUCAUGUUGCAGAAAGCAGAUCUGUCAUGCAAGACCUGCAUUUAGACUUAUACGAGUACGAUACUUUUCCACAGGAUAGGCGACGCAAGUGUACAAAUUCUCCAAAUUUCAGCACGCCAUGACGUUGCUGCACUAUCAAAAAGUACCCUACAAACCGCACUGGUACGCGGAUUUUGAACGGGGCGGUGGGCUGGCAGCUGUGCCUGUGAGUAAUAGCCGCGAAGACAUGCUGGGGGAUGAACUAGGUGGUGGCUAUAGUAUCACAGGCGAAAGGAACUACAGGGAUGAAAACGCCGGCACGCUCGUUACGGCCGUGGACGUGGACGGCGGGGGUCGUCGAGAGUUUGACGAAAACGAGGGAACUACAAACACGAUCAGCACCGCACUAAUAUCGACGUUAGCAAACCAAUCGCACAAAAUCCGGAACAUGCGCGUUUUGGAGGCCAAAGCGUUUUUCGCCAACGAGCGGACCUUCGUGCACUACGCGAAGCACGUAUGAGAGUGCACAACUCCCCCUCCCCCUCAUUUGUAAUGCAAAGUACCAAGUUUGCACCUUGCUCGCAAGCACUGUUAGCAUGACAAAUUUUGGAACCUAAGAUAGUAUUACAAUCCGCAUCCAGAUUUGUCAUGCGAAAGCCCCUUUUCUGUAUCUGUUGUUACUUGUGUUCGUUGCUGUUCAUGCCAUACAAAAGAGGGGGAGGGGGAGUUGUGCACUCUCAUAGCGCGGGCUGGUCUUUCUCCUGUUUCUCCGCUACAUUGCGCACAGCCAGAACGAGACGUGGCGGGGCUUGAGCUUCGUCCUCGCCCCCUUUCUGGGGACUUACUUUGUCUGGUGCCUCCUGAUGUACCAGGAUCGCACGCAAAUCUUGGUGAAGCAGGAAGCGGUCUGCCGCAGCAAAAACUACCGCAUGGACAGCGCCGAGGGACCGCUGCUGAGCUUCUUCCUCGCGGUUACGCUGUUGUUUGCGGUGCUGGUGUUGUUUUUCUUCGUGGAUGAGGACGAGGGGGUGUGAUGAUGCGUUGGUGCAGCUCACUCAUUUUUUUUGCGUACUUCUACGAUAUUUUUCAUGCUGCAUUUGCAUUUUGAUGACAUUCAUUGUCUCAUCUGUCAUUUUUUCAGCACAAGAAAGAUUUCUUCAUGGACAAAAAUGCAUCUUCGAUCCAUGCUGUGCUUGGUCGACGCUUCUACGAUCAUACAAAAGCCUCCUGGCGCCACUUCGAAGAAGGAGACAAAAGAAUGGAAGUUCUUUUGGGACGACCACGAGAGAG